This is a messenger RNA of Pongo pygmaeus (Bornean orangutan), 2678 nucleotides long. It is a transcript of the gene GPT, whose product is annotated as glutamic--pyruvic transaminase. The record is from RefSeq and is a predicted model, not a curated record. Gene Ontology annotation, molecular function: transaminase activity; pyridoxal phosphate binding. Bases 923 to 2632 code for a protein of 569 amino acids. Gene Ontology annotation, biological process: biosynthetic process. NCBI's taxonomy places the organism in Eukaryota, Metazoa, Chordata, Mammalia, Primates, Hominidae. The transcript has 9 exons.
AACCAGGAACAAGAGGGCUGGAGAGCUCAGGUCACCCCUAGCCUGGGGUGUGUCCCAAGGGCAACCCCCAGCUGGUGCCUGGUGAAAGGGCAUGACAGCAGCCACAGUGUGAGCUGUCCCAGGGCCCAGGGCUGGACUGCCUGGCUCCAGCCCCCUCCCCCAGCCCCUCGCAGUGCUCAUCAGGGACCAAGGUCCAGCUACAGAGCUCUUGCAGCCUCUGGGCCAUAGCUGCCAGGCCUGGAGGGGCCAGAUGGAACCCAGAGCCUGAACACCCCUCCUCUCCCCCCAGCACCCCCUGGAUUCCUGAGGCCUGGCUCAGUUACUAGGAGACAGGUCCUCUGGCCCAAGCAAAGAUGCGGGUGCCACGAGGGCCAGGCCUCGGCCAAGCCCUGCUGGGGUAAAUCCCAGCAGCCCAGGCUCCAGUCUUGCCUCAGGGGUCCCUCCUUUCCAGCUCUGCCAGCCCCUCAGGGCUGCUGGGCACCCCCCCUUCACCUCCUGAGCACCCCAGGCGCUCAGCCCUCUCCCCCUCCCAUGUCUAGUCCCUCAGCGCUGUCCGGACGGACUGACGUGUGUACCUACCCCCCAUGUGGGUCUCCUGCUCUCCCUUCGUGGGGACACUGGGCAGGCACUGGGCCUUGCCCCAAGCCCCGCCUGCCACCUCACCCACUGCCUCUGCCUCCCUGGGGCAGAGCUGUUCCCAGACGGGUGGGGCGGGGCCCAACUGUCCCCAGCUCCUUCAGCCCUUUCUGUCCCUCCCAGUGAGGCCAGCUGCGGUGAAGAGGGUGCCUUCUUGCCUGGAGUUCCCUCUGCUACGGCUGCCCCCUCCCAGCCCUGGCCCACUGAGCCAGACCCAGCUGUCCCCAUUCCCACUUCUGGUCCUGCCACCUCCUGAGCCACCUUCUCACCUGGUCUGGGUAAAGUAAUGGCCUCGAGCACAGGUGACCAGAGCCAGAUGGUGAAAAACGGACUGAGAACGAAGGUGCUGACGCUGGACAGCAUGAACCCACGUGUGCAGAGGGUGGAGUACGCGGUGCGUGGCCCCAUAGUGCAGCGAGCCUUGGAGCUGGAGCAGGAGCUGCGCCAGGUAUGGCCCAGGGCCCCUCGCUGCCCUCCAGGUCACACUGGGGUGGCCGAGUUAGCCCCAGCCCCACUGGCACACGCGACAAGGGCUGAGGGGUUAGGUAGGGCACAGUCUGCCUGCCUGCUCCCCUCCCCUCCCCUCCCAGGGUGUGAAGAAGCCUUUCACCGAGGUCAUCCGUGCCAACAUUGGGGACGCACAGGCUAUGGGGCAGAGGCCCAUCACCUUCCUGCGCCAGGUGAGGCUCCUGCACUGCCCGCUGCACCCGCCCACCCCCAGCCCAUGUGCCCUGGCCUCAGCACUCCGUCUUCCCAGGUCUUGGCCCUCUGUGUUAACCCUGAUCUUCUGAGCAGCCCCAACUUCCCUGAGGAUGCCAAGAAAAGGGCGGAGCGCAUCCUGCAGGCGUGUGGGGGCCACAGUCUGGGGGCCUACAGCGCCAGCUCCGGCAUCCAGCUAAUCCGGGAAGACGUGGCGCGGUACAUUGAGAGGCGUGAUGGAGGCAUCCCUGCGGACCCCAACAACGUCUUCCUGUCCACAGGGGCCAGCGAUGCCAUCGUGACGGUGCUGAAGCUGCUGGUGGCCGGCGAGGGCUACACGCGCACGGGUGUGCUCAUCCCCAUCCCCCAGUACCCACUCUACUCGGCCACGCUGGCAGAGCUGGGCGCAGUGCAGGUGGAUUACUACCUGGACGAGGAGCGCGCCUGGGCGCUAGACGUGGCGGAGCUUCACCGUGCGCUGUGCCAGGCGCGUGACCACUGCCGCCCUCGUGCGCUCUGUGUCAUCAACCCCGGCAACCCCACCGGGCAGGUGCAGACCCGCGAGUGCAUCGAGGCCGUGAUCCGCUUCGCCUUCGAAGAGCGGCUCUUUCUGCUGGCGGACGAGGUGUACCAGGACAACGUGUACGCCGCGGGCUCGCAGUUCCACUCAUUCAAGAAGGUGCUCAUGGAGAUGGGGCCGCCCUACGCCGGGCAGCAGGAGCUUGCCUCCUUCCACUCCACCUCCAAGGGCUACAUGGGCGAGUGCGGGUUCCGCGGCGGCUAUGUGGAGGUGGUGAACAUGGACGCCGCAGUGCAGCAGCAGAUGCUGAAGCUGAUGAGUGUGCGGCUGUGCCCGCCGGUGCCAGGCCAGGCUCUGCUGGACCUGGUGGUCAGCCCACCCGCGCCCACCGACCCCUCCUUCGCGCAGUUCCAGGCUGAGAAGCAGGCAGUGCUGGCAGAGCUGGCGGCCAAGGCCAAGCUCACCGAGCAGGUCUUCAAUGAGGCUCCUGGCAUCAGCUGCAACCCAGUGCAGGGCGCCAUGUACUCCUUCCCGCGCGUGCAGUUGCCCCUGCGGGCGGUGGAGCGCGCUCAGGAGCUGGGCCUGGCCCCGGAUAUGUUCUUCUGCCUGCGCCUCCUGGAGGAGACCGGCAUCUGCGUGGUGCCAGGGAGCGGCUUUGGGCAGCGGGAAGGCACCUACCACUUCCGGAUGACCAUUCUGCCCCCCUUGGAGAAACUGCGGCUGCUGCUGGAGAAGCUGAGCAGGUUCCAUGCCAAGUUCACCCUCGAGUACUCCUGAGCACCCCAGCUGGGGCCAGGCUGGGUCGCCCUGGACUGUGUGCUCA